CGGGUUGAUCCCACAAGGCUGAGAGACUCGCGCCAGUUCACAUCCGCCAAUUAAGAAUAGUUUUCGGAAUGGAGUCGAUCCGUUCCGACUCCGAAACAUAAACACCCGGGAACCCACACGAUUCGCGCCGGCUCUCUCGCUAGAUAGUGACUCGUGAUUCGAUUCGCCAUGGCUGGAGUAUUAUUCGAAGAUAUUUUCGAUGUAAAGGACAUCGAUCCGGAAGGCAAGAAGUUCGACAGGUGUGCUCGACUUCAUUGUGAAUCCGAGUCCUUCAAAAUGGACCUGAUUCUGGACAUCAACAGCCAAGUCUACAAUGUCGAACUUGGAGACAAGUUCCGGCUGGUAAUCGCGGCAUCGCUGCGGGAAGAUGGGUCCGAUCCGGAUAGCGGUGACUACAAUCCAGCCGAUGACACCCCUACGAGAGCCGACCAAUUUGAAUACGUCAUGUACGGAAAGAUUUACCGUAUCGAAGGCGAUGAUGCUACUACUGGGGAGUGUACUCGACUGGCAGCUUACGUAUCGUUCGGCGGGCUACUCAUGAGGCUACAAGGCGAUCCCAACAAUCUCCACGGCUUCGACGUCGAUAACCACGUCUAUCUUCUCAUGAAAAAACUCGCCUUCUAGAAUGAUUGGAUCAUUUUGUAAAUAUUGUUUGUGCAUUCGAACCUGGAAAAUCGCU
Messenger RNA from Galendromus occidentalis (western predatory mite), 679 nucleotides. It is a transcript of the gene Polr2H, whose product is annotated as DNA-directed RNA polymerases I, II, and III subunit Rpb8. The coding region runs from base 169 to 624 and encodes 151 amino acids. Gene Ontology annotation, biological process: DNA-templated transcription. The record is from RefSeq and is a predicted model, not a curated record. NCBI's taxonomy places the organism in Eukaryota, Metazoa, Arthropoda, Arachnida, Mesostigmata, Phytoseiidae. The transcript is spliced from 3 exons. Gene Ontology annotation, cellular component: RNA polymerase III complex; RNA polymerase II, core complex; RNA polymerase I complex.